AUGAUCAGCUUUGCCUCGGACGUCCAAGCCUAUGCUCUGGCCCUGCCCAAGGACGUCCAGGCUAGGCUCGGGGCCGAGCUCCGAAGCAAGCUGACAGGCUUGGAACCCCUUGGGGGAGAGGGAGGAUUCGGAACUGGAGAGAGCAGGGAGGAGCAGAGGGAGGGGGCAGGGAAGGAGGGUGGGAAAGAAGAGGGGGAGAAAGAGGGGGGAAAUGAGGAGAGUGAGAGUGAGAGGAGGGAGGGGGAGGGGACGAGGGAGAUGAGGAGGAGGCUGCGGAGGAUAAUAAGUGUGGAGCAGGUGGAUGGGGCCAUGGGUAACUGGCGCACACUGGAUGACCAUGUGCUCAAUUCCCCAUCCCAAUUCCCAUCCGCUCAAUCCCCUUCCCCAUCCCCUUCGCCAUCCCCUUUCCCAUCCCCUUCCCCAUCCCCUUCCCCAUCCCCUUCCGCAUCCCCUUCCCCAUCCCCUUCCCCAUCCCCUUCCCCAUCCCCUUCCCCAUCCCCUUCCGCAUCCCCUUCCCCGUCCCCACCCCUCGUCGUCACGUCACCCACCCCUCGUCGUCACCCACCCCUCGUCGUCACCCACCCCUCGUCGUCACCCACCCCUGGCUGUCCAUCCCCUCCAGCUCUCGUUGCUCGCGCACAGCACUGUGUGCGUCUCUUCCUGGAAGCUUCCCCGCUCUCUGCCGCCCUGGACCCCCGGGAGAAGGGCCAUGCAGACGAGCUGCUGCCCGUUGCUGCCUCCUGCCUCGUGGAGGUGUACCGGCGGCGCCAGCCAGAAGGCGUGGGCUAUCUCAUUGAGGCAGUCCUGGUCCUCACCUACGGCGUCUCCCUGCGCCCCUUCAGCCCGCUGUUCAACACCAUGCUCGUCAGCCUCUAUGGCCUCCUGGGGUGCCCCUCCCUCGCCCUCGCCAGCUUUCAGCGGUUGAACGCCAAGCACAUACAGCUGGACACGCUGACUCACCUCGUGCUGCCGUACCUGCACCAAUCGGCUUCGCUCGCUGACGUCAGCGCGCUGCACGCUGAUAUGCGCGCCUUUUUCAAUGACCACGUGUGGAGGGACAACGCUGACGUCAGCAUGGAGGCUCUGAGGAAAGGCACCUUUUCAAAGAUACGUGAGUUCGCAGCCUUCCACCAUCGCCUAAGUCACUCCCAUCAGCGCCUCCUCCUCUCGCCCAACUCCCUCCUCCUCUCCCUCCCCCUCGCCCUCCUCCCCCCCUCCUCCCACCCCUCAGCCCUCACCUCAUCUAUCCAAACCACUCAAUCCGCCUCGGCAGCCCCGAACCAGGCAAACUCUUCCGAGCCUGUGGUGCAGGUCCGGGAGUUGUUGCGGGCAGCAGGAGGCGGGCGGGAGGAGGUUCGGCAGGUGGUUGCGGAACAGCUGGGUUUGGUUCGGCUGAACGAGGACUGGGGUGUGAGGCCCUGGUGGGACCCGCUGCCUCUUCCCUUCACCAGUCUGCUUGGGUCGUGUGCAAAAGGCCAAUCACCGCCUGACAGCUGGACCAGCCUCGAGUCGCCACACAAGGUGAGCGAGCAGCCGUGCUUGGGAGCAUGA
Closterium sp. Yama58-4 is the source of this 1551-nucleotide messenger RNA. NCBI's taxonomy places the organism in Eukaryota, Viridiplantae, Streptophyta, Zygnematophyceae, Desmidiales, Closteriaceae. The record is from the annotation of a GenBank genome assembly.